AUCCACUUACCCCCCACCCCCCAAAACCUUCCCUUGGCAAAAGAAUACCAACGAUAGCAAUUAAAAAACAAGAAACAAAGCAGCAGAGUGAUGGCCUUGGUACACUUGAAUUAGCUUUAGCAGAAGAGAUAUGGAGGAGCCAUAGAACAUUAAGGAUGAAUUCAGGAAGACCCGAGACCAUGGAGAACUUGCCUGCUCUCUACACUAUUUUCCAAGGAGAGGUUGCUAUGGUGACAGACUAUGGAGCCUUUAUCAAAAUCCCAGGCUGUCGGAAGCAAGGUCUGGUCCAUCGAACUCACAUGUCAUCCUGUCGUGUGGAUAAGCCUUCUGAGAUAGUAGAUGUUGGAGACAAAGUAUGGGUGAAGCUUAUUGGCCGAGAGAUGAAAAAUGAUAGGAUAAAAGUAUCUCUCUCCAUGAAAGUUGUCAACCAAGGGACUGGGAAGGACCUUGACCCCAACAACGUUAUCAUUGAGCAAGAAGAGAGGCGGAGGCGGUCCUUCCAGGAUUACACGGGGCAGAAAAUCACCCUUGAGGCUGUCCUGAACACUACCUGCAAGAAGUGUGGCUGUAAAGGCCACUUUGCAAAGGAUUGUUUCAUGCAACCAGGUGGGACCAAAUACUCUCUGAUACCUGAUGAGGAUGAGGAGAAGGUAGAGGCAAAGGCAGCAGAUUUUGAUAAGCCUGACCCUACGAAGAAUUCUAGGAAAAGAAAGAAGGAAAAGAAGAAAAAGAAACAUAGAGACAGGAAGUCAUCUGACUCUGACAGCUCAGACUCUGAGAGUGAUACAGGCAAGAGGGCAAGGCACACAUCAAAGGACAGCAAGGCGGCAAAGAAGAAGAAGAAGAAGAAGAAGCACAAGAAGAAGCACAAGGAGUGAGAGUGCAGAGUGAGGGGGUGGCUGAGAGAAGAGGGACCCAGGAGCCUUGUGCCUUGCAGCCCUGGCUCCUAGAAAGACUCAGUAGUGAGAAUAUGGCCUCCCACCCCAUGACUCUCCCACUGGGAGACGGCUUCCUCUCAUGCUGCAGGGAGCCAGAUGUCAAAAGCAUCUGCCUGAAUGAGUUGUUGUUUCCUUGUCACUCCUGGUCCAUUUGCAAGUGACCCCUGCAGCUCACCCAUCCAUUCACCCAACUUCCUUCAUUCAGCAGGAGGUCCUUUUACCCUCUCCAGCUGUCACUGCCAGAGCCUGAUUCCUAUGGGAGUCCAGGCUAGAGCCAGUUACUGCUGUGGAAGGGAGUCUGGCUGUAGUUGAAGUGUGACUGGCCCCUCCCUGUUGGUUCACCCUGGGCUGAUUGGUGGGUGAUUUCUGCUGUAUCCAACACAGGGGCAUGGAGGGAGCCUGGCAGUCUGAGGGAGAACAUAAGAAGUGGUGCUCACUCUUUCCAUCCCCCUAACACGAUUCUGCUAUGCUAGAAGUGACAGCCAGUGUUCCGCAGCCAGAAACCAUUGUAGUGACUGAGCUUGUGUGUGACAUUCUGCCAGACCACCAAACCAGACAGCUCGAGCUAAGAUCAUUGCUUUACUUUGUGUUUAAUACUAGGAGUCAAUGGAUUCCACUUCAGGUUCCUCCUUAAAUGCCUGGCACUAAAUGGAAGUGUGUUUGGUUUUAAACUUAC
This is a messenger RNA of Myotis brandtii (Brandt's bat), 1614 nucleotides long. It is a transcript of the gene ZCCHC17, whose product is annotated as zinc finger, CCHC domain containing 17. The transcript has 8 exons. The coding region runs from base 156 to 878 and encodes 240 amino acids. Gene Ontology annotation, molecular function: zinc ion binding; RNA binding. Lineage: Eukaryota; Metazoa; Chordata; Mammalia; Chiroptera; Vespertilionidae. Gene Ontology annotation, biological process: RNA stabilization. The record is from RefSeq and is a predicted model, not a curated record.